AUGAUCGUGAUGUCAUCAGACGAGGAAGUGGAUCAGUGGAACAGGCUGCUGUGGGGGGUGAUGGCAUCUUACAAAAAGACGGCCCCAGAAAGAGAAGACUGCUAUCGGGAUGAACCACCUAGGAAGAUGAUACCAGAAAAGAAUUCACUUAGACAGACCUACAACAGCUGUGCUAGACUGUGCUUGAAUCAGGAAACGGUAUGUUUAUCUGGGUCCACCAUGAAGACGGAGAGCUGUGUUGUAAAAACAAAACUUGCCAACAUCACUUCCAGCAUGAUCGUGCCCAAACAGAGGAAAUUGUCCGCUAACUACGAGAAGGAGAAGGAGCUUUGCGUUAAGUACUUUGAAAAGUGGUCAGAAUGCGACCAAGUGGACUUUGUAGAGCAUCUGAUCUCUCGAAUGUGCCACUACCAGCAUGGUCACAUAAACACUUACCUUAAGCCCAUGUUGCAAAGGGAUUUCAUCACUGCACUUCCAGCUCGUGGAUUAGACCAUAUAGCAGAAAACAUUCUUUCCUACCUCGACGCCAGGUCGUUGUGUGCCACCGAACUGGUAUGUAAGGAGUGGUACCGAGUGACGUCCGAUGGCAUGCUGUGGAAGAAACUCAUAGAGAGGAUGGUCAGGACAGACUCUCUUUGGAAAGGACUGGCCGAAAGGAGAGGAUGGGGUCAAUACCUAUUUAAAAACAAGCCCCCAGAUGGAAAAACACCACCAAACUCAUUCUACAGAGCACUUUAUCCAAAAAUCAUUCAAGACAUUGAGACGAUAGAGUCUAAUUGGCGAUGCGGUAGACAUAGCUUACAAAGAAUUCACUGCCGCAGUGAAACCAGCAAAGGAGUGUAUUGUUUACAGUACGAUGACCAGAAAAUAGUCAGCGGCCUUCGUGAUAACACUAUCAAGAUUUGGGAUAAGAAUACGUUAGAGUGUAAGCGAGUCUUGACUGGACACACAGGAUCUGUUUUAUGCCUACAGUAUGAUGAACGAGUGAUCAUUACUGGGUCCUCAGAUUCUACAGUCAGAGUUUGGGAUGUGAACACAGGAGAGAUGUUAAACACACUGAUUCACCACUGUGAGGCUGUGCUUCAUUUACGUUUUAAUAAUGGUAUGAUGGUCACGUGUUCCAAAGAUCGUUCUAUUGCUGUGUGGGACAUGGCCUCUGCCACCGACAUAACCCUGCGGAGAGUUUUAGUGGGUCAUCGAGCUGCUGUUAACGUUGUGGACUUCGACGACAAAUACAUAGUGUCUGCUUCUGGUGAUCGAACAAUAAAGGUGUGGAACACCAGUACAUGUGAAUUUGUACGAACCUUGAACGGUCACAAGCGUGGAAUUGCUUGUUUGCAGUAUAGAGAUCGACUGGUUGUGAGUGGCUCGUCAGACAACACUAUUCGAUUGUGGGACAUUGAAUGUGGGGCCUGUUUGCGAGUGCUGGAGGGACAUGAAGAAUUGGUUCGAUGCAUUCGCUUUGAUAACAAGCGAAUUGUCAGUGGUGCAUAUGAUGGGAAAAUUAAAGUGUGGGACCUUGUGGCUGCCUUAGACCCUCGCGCUCCUGCAGGGACUCUUUGUCUGCGGACACUUGUGGAACAUUCGGGAAGAGUGUUUCGGCUGCAGUUUGAUGAAUUCCAGAUAGUAAGCAGUUCUCACGAUGACACAAUUCUCAUCUGGGAUUUUCUCAAUGAUCCAGCUACACACGCGGAGUCUACGCGAUCCCCUUCUAGAACAUACACGUACAUAUCCAGAUAAAUAAUACUAUGUAGUACCUCACAGUUGCACAGUUUAUUUACAGGAAAACCUGAGAAUUCUCAUCUUUGCUCUCAUGCAGGACUUUUAUUUGAAAAGUAUGGUAACUGACUCAGCUGUGAAUGCUGGGAAAUGUCGAAUUUGAUGAAAAAACAAAGAGAACCCUGGAUUAGUGCUGUUGGCAUCGUGAUGCAGCCCAGGCCAAUCUGCAGAGAGGACUGCUGAAGUGCUGCUAUUGGAAGAUACUUUUCAUAAAACCCCUCGUUGUCACAGGGGCCUGCCGCUUUCUCUCCAGCAGCGGCUUUGCGGACCCCUGUGUUAGCGACUGUGGUGAAAUGUUGCAAUUUUGAAUGGAUGGAGACAAUUCAUGCCACAGACUUCAACUAUAUGUAAAUGUCUUGUCGGCAUUUCUGUUGCUUCUCCGUAAGCAGAAAGAGAACAUUUUUCACCACGUCCCAUGCACGCCGUGCACUGCUUUCCGUGUGGUUAUGGUGAGAAAUCCGAAUUUCAUUUUGCAAGUACUUGUAAAGGUGCGAGUAGGUGAUUUUUUUAAUUUUAUUUUUCUUGCUUUUAUGAGAAUAACGAAGACUGCCCCGUUACAC
This is a messenger RNA of Pelobates fuscus (common spadefoot toad), 2339 nucleotides long. It is a transcript of the gene BTRC, whose product is annotated as beta-transducin repeat containing E3 ubiquitin protein ligase. The record is from RefSeq and is a predicted model, not a curated record. Gene Ontology annotation, molecular function: protein dimerization activity. The transcript is spliced from 14 exons. NCBI's taxonomy places the organism in Eukaryota, Metazoa, Chordata, Amphibia, Anura, Pelobatidae. Bases 1 to 1740 code for a protein of 579 amino acids.